Thunnus maccoyii (southern bluefin tuna) is the source of this 7531-nucleotide messenger RNA. RefSeq names its product TAF1 RNA polymerase II, TATA box binding protein (TBP)-associated factor (gene taf1). NCBI's taxonomy places the organism in Eukaryota, Metazoa, Chordata, Actinopteri, Scombriformes, Scombridae. Gene Ontology annotation, molecular function: DNA binding; RNA polymerase II general transcription initiation factor binding; RNA polymerase II general transcription initiation factor activity. Gene Ontology annotation, cellular component: transcription factor TFIID complex. The transcript is spliced from 41 exons. The record is from RefSeq and is a predicted model, not a curated record. The coding region runs from base 346 to 6333 and encodes 1995 amino acids. Gene Ontology annotation, biological process: RNA polymerase II preinitiation complex assembly; transcription by RNA polymerase II; DNA-templated transcription initiation.
CACUGUCCAUCCGGGUCACUGAUGUUAGCUUAGCUUAGCUUAGCUAACGAUGCCGCCUGCAGUCUCACACACAAACAAAUAAAAACAAAAGUUUAGGAACCCGGCUGUGUUAGACUGUAUUACAUGCAUUUUCGUGUUUUUUCUUAUGACCUCACAAACUGACACAGAGGCACGGGGAAACGUGUUUGCAUAGAUUUUAGUCAACGUCUUCUAAGUUAUUUUUAUAUAACUUAGCCAACAUGAACUAGCUAAUUGAUUAGCUGUCUGUGCUAAACAUUCAGCAUUUAUAGCAAGCUGGCUGAAACCCAAACGUACUAAAUCUGAGGAGAGAAAGGUCACGAAAGGAUGUCGGACUCAGACAGUGACGAGGACCAAGAUCGUCCUUUCUCUCUAACUGGCUUCCUCUUUGGAAAUAUAAAUGAAGAUGGGCAGCUGGAAGAUGACAGUGUUCUGGACAAUGAGUCCAAAAAACAUCUGGCUGGGUUGGGUACUCUGGGUCUGGGCUCACUUAUUACAGAGAUCACUGCCAAUGAGGAGGGGGAUCAAGACGAGAACAGAGACUCUGGAAGUGUAGAUGCAGAAGGUUGGGUGAAAAGCACUGAAGAUGCAGUUGAUUAUUCUGACAUCAGUGAGGUCGCUGAGGAUGAGACAAAGAAGUAUCGCCAGGCCAUGGGGUCUUUGCAGCCCAGCAGGAAAACAGAUGAUGAGGAUGACUAUGAUGCGGACUGUGAGGAUAUUGAUUCUAAGCUUAUGCCUCCUCCGCCACCACCAAGUCUUCCUACAUCUGCAAAGAAAGAGGAACCCUCCUCUCAGAGCACAAAUGCUAGCGAAGAGGGUGAUGGCAUUAUCCUGCCCUCCAUCAUUGCACCAUCCUCUACUGCUGAUAAGGUGGACUUCAGCAGCUCCUCAGACUCAGAAACAGAGGCUGAUCGUCCCUGCCAGGGCUCGGGGUCUGGAGGCCCCCCAGACAGUCUCAACCUCCCUCUUGCUGGCAUCAUGCAGAAAGAUGCUGCCAAAGCACUGCCAGGUGUCACAGAGCUCUUCCCAGAGUUUAGACCUGGAAAGGUGCUUAGGUUCUUACGGCUCUUUGGUCCUGGAAAGAACAUGCCGUCAGUUUGGAGGAGUGCCCGUAGGAAAAAGAAGAGGAAACACCGGGACCCUCAGCCCGGGACACCUCCUCCAGAAGGAGAGCCCACAGAGCAAGGCCAGGAGAAGAAGUCUGGAUGGGAUUACGAGUACGCACACCCUCCACCCCCAGAGCAGUGUCUCUCUGAUGAUGAGAUAACCAUGAUGGCUCCAAUAGAAUCAAAGUUUUCGCAAGCUUGUGGUGAUGGUGACAAGGAGGCAGAGUCUCGACCCAAAGUGGCAGAAUGGAGAUAUGGUCCUGCCCAGCUCUGGUACGACAUGCUAGGCGUCUCUGAGGAUGGAAGUAACUUCAACUACGGGUUCAAACUAAAAGAACUGGACCCGAGUGAACCUCAGCAGCAGGAACCGCCCAAAGAAAUAACAGAGCCUGUACAAGAGGUUCAGAGGUUGCACGAUGAUGCUGAUGGUGAUGGUGAUAACGAUGGUGAUGAUGAUGAUGAUGAUCAUGAGGACCGAAACAAGGACAGACAGGCCCUUGAGAAUGAGCUCUUCCUGAUGGUCACUCAACUGCAGUGGGAGGAUGACAUUAUUUGGAAUGGGGAGGAUGUAAAACACAAGGGCACCAAGACGCAGCGAGCCAGCCUUGCAGGAUGGCUGCCGUCUAGCAUGACACGCAACGCCAAUGCUUAUAACGCACAGCAGGGACUGACAAGAAGUAAUUCCCAGUUGGUGCCACCCGCACCUCCUCCUAUGCCCAAAGCUUCUUCAAUCUCAGGUUCCAAGAGGGAAAAAAACAGCCAUGAUAAUCAUGCCUCUCAGGAAGAAGACUCUCCCUGGUUCUCCAUUUUCCCCAUUGACAGUGAGGAGUUGGUGUAUGGACGCUGGGAAGACAAUAUUAUCUGGGAUGACCAGGAGAUGGAUCACAUGCUCAUGCCACCUGUUCUUACACUGGAUCCCAAUGAUGAAAAUAUCAUUCUAGAAAUUCCCGAUGAAAAGGAGGAGAUGACGUCCCACUCCCCAUCAAAAGAGAAUAAGAAGGAAUCAGCAAUCAAAAAGAGCCGCAUCCUGCUGGGGAAGACUGGGGUGAUAAAAGAUGAGCCACAGCAGAACAUGUCCCAGCCGGAGGUGAAGGACCCCUGGAACCUCUCCAAUGAUGAGUUCUACUAUCCCAAACAGCAGGGUCUGAGGGGCACGUUCGGUGGCAACAUCAUUCAGCACUCCAUCCCAGCACUGGAGCUGCGGCAGCCCUUCUUCCCCACUCACAUGGGACCUAUGAAGCUGCGCCAGUUCCAUCGAUCGACUCUGAAGAAGUACUCUUUUGGAGCAUUGGCUCAGCCGGGCCCCCACCCUGUCCAGCCACUGCUCAAACACAUUAAGAAGAAGGCCAAGAUGCGAGAGCAGGAGCGGCAGGCAUCAGGAGGAGGAGACAUGUUCUUCAUGCGAACCCCGCAAGACUUGACAGGCAAAGAUGGAGAUCUGAUCCUGGCAGAGUACAGUGAAGAAUACGCCCCUCUCAUCAUGCAAGUUGGCAUGGCCACUAAGAUCAAAAACUACUACAAAAGGAAACCUGGAAAGGAUCCUGGAGCACCAGACUGUAAAUAUGGAGAGACUGUAUACUGCCACACAUCCCCUUUCCUGGGUUCUCUGCAUCCUGGACAGCUGCUGCAGGCGUUUGAAAACAACCUUUUCCGCUCCCCAAUCUACCUGCACAAGAUGCCAGAGACAGAUUUCUUGGUUCUGCGUACACGACACGGCUACUACAUCAGAGAGAUUGUGGACAUUUUUGUGGUUGGUCAGGAGUGCCCUUUGUACGAGGUUCCAGGGCCCAACUCCAAACGAGCCAAUACCCACAUCAGAGACUUCCUUCAAGUGUUCAUUUACCGCUUGUUCUGGAAGAGCAAGGACCGGCCCCGGCGAAUCCGCAUGGAGGAUAUAAAAAAAGCUUUUCCAUCACACUCAGAGAGCAGCAUCAGGAAACGACUAAAACUCUGUGCUGACUUCAAACGCACAGGGAUGGACUCGAACUGGUGGGUUCUGAAGCCUGACUUCAGGUUGCCAACAGAAGAAGAGAUCAGAGCCAUGGUGUCUCCAGAGCAGUGUUGUGCUUACUACAGCAUGCUGGUGGCAGAACAGAGACUCAAGGAUGCCGGAUAUGGUGAGAAAUCAUUCUUUGCUCCAGAGGAGGAGAAUGAAGAGGACUUUCAAAUGAAGAUUGAUGAUGAGGUGCGGACAGCUCCCUGGAACACAACAAGAGCCUUCAUCUCUGCCAUGAAGGGGAAAUGCCUGUUGGAGGUGACAGGUGUGGCUGAUCCUACAGGCUGUGGAGAGGGUUUCUCUUACGUCAAAGUGCCCAACAAGCCCACUCAACAGAAGGAUGACAAAGAGCCACAGCCUGCCAAGAAGACCGUGACAGGGACAGACGCUGACUUGAGGAGACUCUCGUUGAAGAAUGCCAAGCAGCUGCUGCGCAAGUUUGGUGUUCCAGAGGAAGAAAUCAAGAAGCUCUCACGUUGGGAGGUGAUUGACGUGGUGAGAACCAUGUCCACAGAGCAGGCACGUUCCGGAGAGGGACCCAUGAGCAAGUUUGCCAGAGGCUCUCGUUUCUCUGUCGCUGAACACCAGGAGCGCUACAAGGAAGAAUGCCAGAGGAUCUUUGACCUGCAGAACAAGGUGUUGGAGUCGACAGAAGUGCUCUCCACAGACACAGACAGCAGCUCUGCAGAGGACAGUGACUUUGAGGAGAUGGGAAAGAACAUUGAGAACAUGCUGCAGAACAAGAAGACCAGCUCCCAGCUGUCCCGCGAGAGGGAGGAGCAGGAAAGAAAGGAGCUGCAGAGGAUGUUGAUGGGCGAGGAGAGCGACCGCGACAACAAGGGACGCAAGGAGCGGCGGAAGGGCUUGUCAAGCUCCUUGUCCACCAGCUCCCACAAGGAUGACGACACAUCCUCCGUCACCAGCCUUAACUCCUCAGCCACAGGACGGAGACUCAAGAUUUAUCGCACCUUCAGGGACGAGGAUGGCAAGGAAUAUGUCCGCUGCGAGACAGUUCGCAAGGCUUCAGUCAUCGACGCAUACACCAGGAUCAGAACUACCAAGGAUGAUGAAUUUAUACGAAAGUUUGCCCUCUUCGAUGAGCAGCACAGAGAAGAGAUGAGGAAGGAGCGCCGGCGUAUUCAGGAGCAGCUGAGGAGGCUGAAGCGAAACCAGGAGAAGGACAAGAUCAAGGGACCUCCAGAGAAGAAGGCCAAGAAGGUCAAAGAGAGACCAGACCUCAAGCUAAAGUGCGGCGCAUGUGGAGCCAUUGGGCACAUGAGGACCAACAAGUUCUGCCCGCUGUACUAUCAGACCAACGCCCCUCCUUCUAACCCGGUUGCCAUGACAGAAGAGCAGGAGGAGGAGCUGGAAAAGACCGUCAUCCACAACGAUAACGAGGAACUGAUCAAGGUGGAGGGCACGAAGAUCGUGCUGGGCAAACAGCUCAUUGAAAGUGCCGAUGAGGUGCGCAGGAAGUCUUUAGUGCUCAAGUUCCCCAAGCAACAGCUCCCACCAAAGAAGAAGAGACGCGUAGGCAGCGCCGUGCACUGCGACUACCUCAAUAAACCACACAAGGCCAUCCACCGCAGACGCACCGACCCCAUGGUGACCUUGUCUUCUGUGCUAGAGAGCAUUAUCAAUGACAUGCGGGAUCACCCCAAUACAUACCCAUUCCACACACCGGUCAAUGCCAAGGUUGUGAAGGACUACUAUAAGAUCAUCACUCGGCCCAUGGACCUGCAGACGCUGAGGGAGAAUGUACGCAAACGAAUGUACCCAUCAAGGGAGGAGUUCCGGGAAGCAGUGGAGCUAAUCGUCAAAAACAGCGCCACCUACAACGGAGCAAAACAUCCAAUAACACAGGUAGCACAGUCCAUGCUGGACCUGUGUGAUGCAAAACUUAAAGAGAAGGAGGACAGACUGGUGAGGCUAGAGAAGGCCAUCAACCCCCUGCUGGAUGAUGAUGAUCAGGUGGCCUUCUCCUUCAUCCUUGACAACAUUGUAACCCAGAAAAUGAUGGUUGUCCAUGAUUCCUGGCCGUUCCACCAUCCUGUCAACAAAAAGUUUGUGCCCGAUUACUAUAAGGUGAUCAUAAACCCCAUGGAUCUGGAGACACUCCGCAAGAACAUCUCCAAGCACAAAUACCAGAACCGAGAUGCUUUCCUCUCAGAUGUCGGUCUCAUCCACACCAACAGUAUCAAGUACAAUGGCCCAGACAGUCCUUACACCAAGACAGCGCUGGACAUUGUCAACGUGUGCAAGCAGACUUUGGCAGAGUAUGAUGAGCACUUGACCCAGCUGGAGAAGGACAUCUCUACAGCUAAAGAGGCCGCUCUGGAUGCAGCAGACUUGGAGAGUCUGGACCCAAUGACCCCUGGGCCAUACACACCACAGCCUGCUGAUCUGUUUGACAGCGGGGCUUCAGGAAGUCUGCCCAGAGAGACCAGCAGCCUUUUCUCUGAGGGACCUCUAGUGGUUGCUCCAGAGAAGAGAGGGGGGCAGGGUCGCCACAGCAGAAGACCCGGGGAAGAGGAGUCAGAUGUGGACAUUGAAGGCUUUGAGGAGGACGAUGAUGGCAAACCCAAGACUCCUGCUCCUGCCGAGGACGCAGAGGGAGAUCUGGAGGACGAAGAUGACGAAGAGGAGAUGUUGCUGCCACCGCGCAGACGCAUGCAUGACCAGGAGGAAGAGGAGGAGGAGGAAGAAGAAGAGGAUGGAAGAUCUAACCGCCCAGCGCAAGCCAGCGUCCUGUAUCAGGAUCUACUCAUGUCUGACGGAGAGGACGAUGCCAGUGAAGAAGAGGGGGACAAUCCUUUCUCCUCCAUUCAUCUGUCAGAGAGCGGCAGCGACUCUGACAGAGAGGUGGACGUGCGACCUCCGCCUCCACGGAGAGCCCAAGACACGGCCCGCAUGGGCAUGGAGCAGGACGAGAGCAUGAUGUCAUACGAAGGGGACGUGCCUGAUGAACCUCACAUGGAGGAUAGCAAUGUUAGUUACGGCAGCUACGAGGAGAUGGGGAGCCGGAGUCAGAUGCAGCCCAUGGGCAUGGGCAACGGAGAAGACUACGGCAUCAGCGAGGAGGAGGAAGAUGAAGAAGAUGAAGCACGGAGGAGAGGCCCAGCCGUGCUCUCUCAGGUCCAGCUCAGUGAAGACGAUGAGAGCGAAGAGUUCAGAUCUAUCGGGGGAGACAGUGACAUGGACUCUGACAACUAGUGUUUUACACAGCAUCAAGAAAACAGUUUGUCAUCUCAGUUUUAAAAUGGAGAAAUUUGAGAUUUCUCAGGUGAAUAUAUUGUACAUUGGUUUUGUAAAUGAUGGUUAAUGUUUAUAGCUGUACUGUUAGGUAAGCUGUACCUCUACAGUACAGCGCAGCACAUUGUAAAUUUCAGUUUGCCUUUUACGUGUUGAAUGAGUAUUAUGUGCCAUGAUGUAUCUUGACAUGCAAUUGUGUUCAGUUCUUUUAUACUGUUUUAACUAAUUCAUAUCUUGCGCUCACAAAUAGUUCAGCAACGCUGUUUCUAGACCAAAUGUCUGCUUCAAAAACAGAAUAAACAUACAAAAGAAUGACAAACAGCUCUCUCUCCAGAAACAUAUUCAAUAUCAAAUCAUUUGUGCCGUUACAUUUUAAUGAAAAGACACACACCGCUAGAGACAAGCUCAGUUUAUUUACACAUAAAAGCAAAGUGUAACAGAUGCUUUUUGUGCAGGAGAGGUAACGAACCAAAAGACUAACAGCAUCUCAACAAAAGAAAGAACUUUUCAUCAGAGGAAAAGCACAGAUGUAAUUAUUGAUGCCAUUAAAGCUGUAGCUAUAUACCAGAGCCCUGUCAUUGUGCAUGCUGGCUACAGCUACAAUGAUUAUUUUGGCUUUUUGUUUAUCUGUUUUUGGGAUUAAUUCUGUAGGAAAUAUCAGAAAAUACGUAUUGCAUUUUAUAUGACCAACAGUCAGAUAAAAUCCAAGCAUAUUCAAUUAUAAGGAUAUUAAACAGAAAAGUAGUUAAUCCUCACAUUUGAGAACUUGAAACCAGUGGAUGUUUGGCAUUUGUGCUCAAGAAAUGACUGAAAUGAUCCAUUAUUACAACAUUGUGUUGAUGAGUUGUAACGCUGCCUUACUGGGACGAACGGAGUCGUCAUUAACGUUCUUUACACCUGAGCUUUUCUAAUGUGUGAGAGCUCAAACUGCUUGUGUUCUGGUUACACUGACAACUUUGCUGCUUUCUUACAAAAAAGUAACUUGUUUUUAUAAAGUUAAGGUAUAAUCAAUAUAAAGAAUAACAGUUUUGUAGAUAUUUAUUUUCUACUGUUUUCCUCAGUUCUAAGCAGUGAUAUAUUUUAUGGAGAAGAUCAUGUUGAUGAGUUCAGUCUGAUUUAUACUUUCUGGAUACAGACUAUUAAAAGUCUCUGUUCCAUG